AGUUUGAGUAAAAUAUAUACCUGCACAUUUCAGCUGUCGUGUCAAACCGCGUUUGGACACAAGAUGUCGCUGUUGACCGUGAGUUUGAAGGUCUUUCCAUAUUAUUAUUCAUACUCCGCCCUGUGCAUAAGAGCCUAAGCUAGAGCUCCAGAAGCUCCCGAAAUCGCUGAGUCUUGGACCUUUUUUCUUCUAUAUAUGGACGUUUGAUAGCAAAGCAAGCCAUUUCUUCUUUAAAAGUCCUGUAGACGCGAGGAAGCGAUGAGUUCUCUGGAUAUUGGUGCCUCAGCCUGGAUAAAGGCGCUGCUGCUGCUUUGUUUGUGGGAUUUUUCUCGAGGCCAGAUUUCGUACUCGGUUUCAGAGGAAGCGAAGAAGGGCACCGUUGUUGGAAACAUAGCGAAGGAUCUUCAUGUCAGUGUGCAGGAGCUGGAGUCGCGCAUGUUUCAGUUCGUGUCUGGACCUAAUGCGAAGUAUUUCGAGGUGAAUCCAAAGACUGGGAUGUUGCUCGUUAGUGAAAGAAUAGACAGAGAGCAGCUGUGCGAAAGCAAACUGAAAUGCGUAAUGAACGUUGAAGUGAUGCUGCACAAUCCACAUAAGCUGUACCGGGUUGAAGUGAAUAUACUGGAUAUUAAUGAUAAUUCUCCUGUGUUUCCACGUCAGUCGAUGGUUUUGGAUGUUACUGAAAAUGUGCUCGUGGGAGAUCGGUUUCCGGUGAGCACUGCGCGUGACAUGGAUGUCGGUAGCAAUGCUGUGAAAACCUAUAGAAUUAACACGAAUGAAUAUUUCACGCUGGACGUGCAGAACGGUGGGUCGCCUGAGCUCGUGCUUCAGAAAUCUCUCGACCGAGAGCGCGAGUCGGUGAUUAAGCUCGAACUGACUGCAGUAGACGGUGGGAAUCCACCUAGAUCCGGGACAUUGCAGAUUGCUAUAAACGUGCUGGAUGUUAAUGACAAUAACCCUAUUUUUACCCAGUCACUGUACAAAGUUAAAGUGAAGGAAAAUGCAGCUCUGGGAAGCAAAAUUCUUACUGUUUCUGCUGUAGAUUCAGAUGAGGGUGUGAACAGUGAGGUGUUGUAUUCUAUUAUUAGCGAUGAGGAAAAUUCUGGUUUAGAUAUUUUUUCCAUAAACCUCAAUUCUGGAGAUAUAACAGUCACUGGAAAUAUCGAUUAUGAGGAAAACCCAGCAAUUGAGCUGAGAAUACAAGCUCAGGAUAAAGGAACACCUCCCAGAAGGUCUAGAUGCAAAGUUUUGAUUGAAGUUCAGGAUGUAAAUGAUAAUGCACCUGAAAUUUCAGUCACUCUGCUCAUGAACUCGCUAAGGGAAGACAUCAAACCUGGCGCUGAUGUAGCAUUAAUCACUGUAUCAGAUAAAGAUGAUGGUAAAAACGGAAAAGUAGACUGUAAAAUAGCAGGAGCGAGUCCAUUUAAGCUACAGCCGUCCUAUAAAAACUCAUAUUCUCUUGUGGUAAAUGAACCGCUGGACAGAGAGCAGGCCUCCCAGUAUAACAUCACAGUCAUCGCCAGUGAUGAAGGCUCUCCUUCUCUUUCUAGCACUGGAAAUAUAGUCGUUCAUGUUUCUGACGUGAAUGACAAUCCACCUCUAUUUCCAGCACCCGUCAUAAACCUCAGCGUCAAAGAAAACAGCCCAGUUGGCGGCCUGCUGGCAUCACUAACAGCAAAAGACGCAGAUAUCGGUGAAAACGCUCAUAUUUCAUAUUCCUUAAUUGAUGGAGACGGUAGUAAAAUCCCUGUGUCCACUUUAAUGAACAUAAACUCCCUCACAGGUGAACUGUACAGCUUACAGUCCUUCAACUACGAGGAAACCAAACAGAUCCAGUUUAAAGUUCAGGCCACUGACACUGGUGUCCCUCCACUCAGCAGCAAUGUGACUGUGAACGUCUUCAUCCUGGAUGAGAAUGACAACAGUCCAGUUAUCUUACCUCCUUACUCUGAAGCUGGGUCAGUAAACACUGAGAACAUCCCCUACUCUGCUGAAGCGGGAUACUUUGUGGCUAAAAUCCGAGCUGUAGAUGCUGAUUCUGGUUAUAAUGCGCUGCUGUCUUAUCACAUCACUGAACCUAAGGGGACUAAUCUGUUCCGCAUUGGAAGCAGCACUGGAGAAAUCAGGACUAAGAGACGAAUGAGUGACCACGACCUGAAAACUCACCCACUUGUUGUGACAGUAUGUGACCAUGGAGAACCUUCACUAUCAGCUACAGUGACUGUUGAGGUUGUGGUGGUUGAAAGUCUGGACAGCGUGCAGCCUUCCCUAAGACAAGUGCCGAUGAAGGAGGAGGGCUUUUCUGAUCUGAAUCUGUAUCUGCUCAUCGCUAUUGUCUCAGUGUCGGUGAUCUUUCUGCUGAGCCUCAUCGGUUUAAUAGCAGCUAAAUGCUACGGGUCAGAGGGCGGUUUGAGCGGGUGCGGCGCUCCAGUGGUCACUACACACCCUGACGGGAGCUGGUCUUACUCUAAAGCCACUCAGCAGUACGACGUGUGCUUUAGCUCUGACACGAUGAAGAGUGACGUAGUGGUUUUCCCCUCGCCGUUUCCGCCUACAGACGCAGAGCUGAUCAGCAUUAAUGGAGGGGACACUUUCACUCGGACACAGACUCUCCCCAGCACUGGGAAG
This is a messenger RNA of Colossoma macropomum (tambaqui), 2625 nucleotides long. Its product is annotated as protocadherin alpha-2-like. The transcript has a single exon. The annotation marks the transcript as partial. Gene Ontology annotation, biological process: homophilic cell-cell adhesion. Gene Ontology annotation, cellular component: plasma membrane. Lineage: Eukaryota; Metazoa; Chordata; Actinopteri; Characiformes; Serrasalmidae. The record is from RefSeq and is a predicted model, not a curated record. Gene Ontology annotation, molecular function: calcium ion binding.